AGCGCGUCCUGUUGAAUUUAUCGCCUGGCCGACUUCAAUCGCACCAGCGGCUUUGCCGUCGCAAGGCUGCGAUAAAGUCGCGAACCACAAAACCACACGUUUAAUUGAUUAAUUAAUAAGCACGUAAAUAGCAACGAACGAUACGGAUCUAAUCCGGCAAACGACGGAUGACGCGUAAUUGUUUGGAAAGGAACCAACUGGGGAGUGGAGGAAUGUGUCCUUGCGAUUGAGAAAGUGAGGAAGGCGGGAUAGAGAUAAAAGUGUUACAUAUAGAAUUUCACUCGAAAGAGCGAGGAUAAGGAAAGGAAGACGGCGACGAGAGAGAAUCCUCUGAACUCGUCAGAUCCGCACCGCCGCAUCGCAGAGGUGAGGAACGAGAGCAGGAGAAUGCCGGCGGAAUCGUCGAUCUAUUGGAGCUCGGUCGACUCCCGAAGAUCGACCUCCGGCAGUUCCGGAAGCGGCGGUGGCCGGCAUUACGUGGACCCGUGGGACCUGGAGAACUAUGCUUACCUGCGUCGGCACAGCGUCGCCGACGUGCCACGCCGUACGCGACGGCCUCCCACGCAUGAGCGUUCCCUCCGCGAUGCGCCGCGAGCACGCUCGGAAUAUUGGUACGCGUCCUCGCCGAGAGAGCCGGAAUACGAUGGUUCUCCGUACGCGCAGGAAUUACACCGCGGACCAGUUAGGCCGACAAACAAUGGCUGCUAUUAUCAGCAAGCUAUCUACGAGGACGAGGGAAUGGAUUACGCCGCGCCGCUUCCGGUCUACGCGCCCGUGCUCGAAAUUUCCAGAUUCCCGCCGCAGGAAGAGAGAAACUUGUCACACGCGAUCUACGACGACAGAUACGUGAUAGAGGCGAUACCACCGCCGCAUAUUGAUCUGAACACGUACGGCCACUUGAAGAUCGACUACACGAACAGCUGGAACUCGCUCAAUCGCCGAAUUAGCAAGUAGAAAACUGC
Dinoponera quadriceps is the source of this 962-nucleotide messenger RNA. RefSeq lists its product as uncharacterized. The transcript has 5 exons. The record is from RefSeq and is a predicted model, not a curated record. Lineage: Eukaryota; Metazoa; Arthropoda; Insecta; Hymenoptera; Formicidae. Bases 388 to 954 code for a protein of 188 amino acids.